Gadus chalcogrammus (walleye pollock) is the source of this 4538-nucleotide messenger RNA. Its product is annotated as myosin light chain kinase, smooth muscle-like. NCBI's taxonomy places the organism in Eukaryota, Metazoa, Chordata, Actinopteri, Gadiformes, Gadidae. The coding region runs from base 1 to 1872 and encodes 623 amino acids. The record is from RefSeq and is a predicted model, not a curated record. The transcript has 10 exons. Gene Ontology annotation, molecular function: protein kinase activity; protein binding.
AUGAAGAUCCCACUACGACCCCCCGGUAGGGACGCCGCCGUCGCCGCGAGGGACGCCGCCGCCGCCGCAAGGGACGCUGCCGUCGCCGCGAGGGACGCCGCCGCCGCUGCAAGGGAUGCUGCCGUCGCCGCGAGGGACGCUGCCGUAGCCGCGAGGGACGCAGCCGCCGCCGCAGGAGACACCCGGCCCAAUCGAGAUACCUGCCUGGGCGGGUCCCUCGUCUACCCGAGGCUUGGACAAAGGGUGGAGGAGUGUGGCAUCCCGCCACGUAAACCUCAGCACGGACCAGCCCGAGGGCCCAGGACGGUGCGUGGCGUCCUGGGGCAGCAGGUGCUUCUGACCGGCGUGGUUGCCGGGGAGCCGCCCCCCCUCCCCCGCUGGUCGGGGCCAGGACACAACGGGCCCCUGGAGGCGGGGCCUGAGUACACGCUGCUGCACAAGGAGGGACUGAUUUCCCUGCUCAUCAGGCGCAGCGCAGAGCCGCAGGAGCACGUCGAUGAGCAGCAGCGUCUAGUCGAGGCGCGACAGGUGGACUUCCGCAAGCUCCCCGCCCCCCACGGGCCCCCCGGACAAAAGACCCCCGCCCCCAACGAGCCCCCCAGCCUCAAGACCCCCGCCCCCCUCCCCCCACCACCCAUGGCCUUCAGAGCCAACCUGAAGGGGUCAGGGGUCAAGCCCCGGCCAGAGGAGGAGAAGAAAGGCCCCCAGCAGGUGGACUUCAGGUCCAUCCUGGGUAAGAAGACUACCCCCAAGAAGGAGGUGGAGAACACCCCCAAGAAGGAGGUGGAGAACACCCCCAAGAACGGAGAGAAGGAGGCCAAGAACUGUGUGGACGCAGGAAGAGGAGGAGGAGGAGGAGCAGGAGCACCUGACUUCAAACAGAAGCUGAGUAAUAUCAACGUGUUGGACGGUCAGAAGCUCAGGCUGCAGUGUUGCCUGCUGACCGCUGACCUCCGUGAUGUCAAGGUCACCUGGACACUGGACGGGAAGGUCAUCAAACCAUCCAAGUUCAUCGUCCUGGCUAGCGAAGGAGGGCUGUGCUCCCUGACCAUAGAAAAGGCCCUCCCAGAGGAUGAGGGACAGUAUAAAUGCCGCGUGGAGACCAGCUUAGGGAAGACCGAGACCUCCUGCAUGGUCCUAGUGGAUGACCCAGAGGACAGUACUCUAGCUGACAGGAAGAAGAACUCAGGCCCAGCGUCUGAGAGUGAAGCCCGGAUUAAGAAACCAACAACGAAGACCCCUCCUAAACAAGCCCUUCCUCCUCAGAUCCUCCAGUUCCCAGAGGACAUGAAGAUCCUAGCCGGGGAGAAGGUGGAGAUCAGCUGCCGCUUCUCCGGAGCUCCGCCCUUCAGCUGCACCUGGCUCAAGUUCAGGAAGCCGAUCCAGCAGGGUGCCGGGGGGGUGAGCAUAGAGAGCAGCGACAGCAGCAGUCAGCUGAUCAUCGCCUCGGGCCAACAGGAGCACUGCGGCUGCUACACCAUCGAGCUGAAGAACAGCUACGGCCUGCGCCAGGCUGCCCUCAACCUCACCAUCGUGGAUAAACCGGACCCCCCUGCCAAGGUGCCGGCGGUCUCAGAUGUGCGGCGCUCCACCCUGACCCUGUCGUGGUACGGCCCCACCUACGACGGAGGCAGCGCAGUCCAGAGCUACAACCUGGAGGUGUGGGAUAGCCUUGGGUCCCAGUGGAGGGCCCUGGGCUCCUGCAACAGCACCUCCUACAACGUCCAGAACCUCCUUCCAGAGCGUCAGUAUAAGUUCCGUGUGCGUGCAGUCAACAUCUAUGGAGUUGGAGAACCCAGCGUGGAGUCCAUCCCCGUCACCGUGGGCCUGGUCGCAGACGACGGUGAGAGCUGCUUUACAAGAUUCAACUAGAUGAACCAGGACUAACCAGCUAACCUAGAGUCUAACCUAGAGUAAACUAGAUGAACCAGGACUAACCAGCUAACCUAGAGUCAACUAGAUAAACCAGGACUAACCAGCUAACCUUUCUAACCUAGAGUCAACAAGAUUAACCAGGACUAACUAGACCAGCAUAACCUAGAGUCAACUAGAUUAACCAGGACUAACUAUACCAGCCUAACGUAGACUAACUAUACAUGCCCAACCUAGGCUAAACUAGACUUAUUUCUUAUUUACUAGACUAGGAAUAACCUAGACUAACUAAACCAGUUCAAACUAGACUAUAAUAUUAACCUUUAAAAAUUAAAUUAACCUAGACUAAAUAUACCAGCUAACCUAGACUUAUUAUAACAGGACUAACUUAACUAGCCUAACAUAAUUCCUGCUUGAAUAAACAAGAUUAACCUAGACUCUAUCAAGCUUAACUAGACUAAACUAGACCCCCCUUGACUCUACCUGACCAACCAAUACUAGCCUAUACUCAUAUUAACCAUCAGUCUACCAAGCUAAACCUUACAAAAACUGGCGUCUAUCUAUCUUAACCUAGAGUAGACUUUACCAACCAUGAUUCUAAACUAGACUAACCAGGAGUUUACACUACCUGACAAACUUAGACUAGCCUAGACUCAACACAGCUAAACAAGACUAACUUCGACUCUGGCAAGCUAAACUAAACUAAUCUGGACUUUUCCUAUCUUAACAUAGAAUGACUCGAAGAGGCGUAUCUAGACUAACUCUGAGCAGAUCAGCUAAACUAACCUAACCUGGAGUUGAUUUCACAAGCACACAAUGUGGUGAAUUUUUAUUACAACGUGGUUUGGGGAAAAGCUCCACUGGACGCUGGUGCAAUCGAUUGUCUCACCUGCAGUGAGAACGCAAUCCGCACCGCAGGAAGUAAACCAGGGGUCUCAUUUAUAACCGUUGCGUACGCACAAAAUGGGGCUGAAAUUGGCGUACGUGACUUUCCACGCCAAGGUUGUGAUCUAUAAAAAAACAAACUUGACGGGAGAAUGUGCGCAGCCCUAAGCAAACUCUGACCCAUGCGUACGCAUGGUUUGGAGGAAAAGGAGAAAUGGCAACACAGAUGGUGUGGUGGUGAACUGAAGUCAGACAGAAGAAUUGUAGAGUGAGAAGAACGAUUAUGUUUUAUCAUCGCCCUUCAUAAAUUAAAUUUCAACCCGUAUCAUAUGUAAUUAGAAUAAUUCUAGUCAACUGCGUUAUUUCUCAUUAUAACUCCAGAAACAUCUACUUAGAAUAGAAAAAAAUAAAAUCUUUUAAUCCUGUCACUCCAUACUGUCCACUGACGGCGCGACUGCAUGGAAUAAAGCAUCUGUCCAACAUGUGUCAAUAACAUAAUAUUUUUAUGUGAAACUGUAAACACAUGAUCAAAUGUCAAUUAAAUCCCAAGUGUGGAAAACCAAGCCACGCUCCUCAUCACAAUCGUUGUCCGUUACUCUUGAUGCUUUUCAUGACAAAUCAGGCAUUAAAAAGGGGUUAUGUUCAAGAACAUUUUACGUGGGUGAUUACAAACUGAUUAUCCAAGGUGUUCUCGGUCAGUCUUAUUACCGUAACCCUAUAAAUACAGAGGUGAGUGCCGUGGUAAUGCUGCACCAUAUGGCACUUCUGGCGGACCAUGCAAACGGCAGGAUUCGGAGGGAGAGGGUCUUUAGCAGGGGUGCCCAACCUUUUUUGACCCAAGAUCUACUUUUCAAGUAGCCAACCUCCCGAGAUCUACCAGCAAACUUACCUUCAAGCAGGGGGGGGGCUUCAGUGGGGGUUUCAUUCCGUCUGCGCACGGCACCUUCUCAACGAUAAUCAAUAAUUCCUCCCACUCAGGGUGAAAAUGGUAGGUCUUAGCUCGUUUCCCCUCAGCCAUGCCAACGUUUAGGAGUGUGUAACUACUGUUGACGGCUUUCAACUGCUGUUAACAGCGCAUGCGCUACCGCGCGUAUAUGUCCCGCGCAAAUUUUAUUUUAUUAAAAAAAAAAAGUAAUUUUUCUUCACCCCUCGCGAUCGACUUGGGAUCUGUCGGCGAUCUACUGGUAGACCGCGAUCGACUGGUUGGGCACCCCUGGUCUUUAGGGACCAUAACGAUUUAUUUGUAGGCUACAUAAAAAUAUGUUCCUUUAUGUCAGACCACAUCUUUUUUAAUUCUGGGACUGUGCGCUCCGUGCUACUGACAGAGUUCACUGCUGUAGCAACAUGUUGCCACUCACUCUGCUUCUUCUCACAAAAAACAUCAGGACAAGACAAGAAAAGUCACAACAAGACAAUGACAGUGUAUGACAAUACCAUUUUUUAAAAUAAGAAUAAAAGACAGUACCUGGCCCCCUGCUCUAUCUAUUCAGGUACCCUCUCCAGUAACCAGGCCUUGAUUCUCCUUUUAAAAGAGUUCAGACUGGAUAUAACUUUAAUUCCCCUGUCUCACGGAAUCCCUUAAAUUGUCAGUGAUAUGCCAACGGAAUUUGCUCCAAUGCAAGUUAAUUACACUCAUAUUCCGUGGCACACACACAGAUCCCUGUAUCAACCACAGAGUCGACAAUGGGCGCUUAACUCCAAAUCUGUGGUGCACGGAAUCACUUAAAUUUUCUGUGAUAUGCCAACGGAAUUUGCUCCUAUGCAAGUGAAUGACACUCAUA